AUGACCAUAUGGGCCCUCCAUUUGCCGUUUGCACCUCCCUUCCCUGCUCUUGCUCCCCUCCUCUCUGCACCCGCCCUCCCCUUUGUUCCCACCCUCCACUAUGGAACUCUCCUUCCCUCUGUUCCCCCCCCCCUCUCUGCACCUCUCCGCCCCUUUGCUGCCCCCCUCUUGUCAGCACAUCCCCUUCCAUCUGCUGCCCCCCUCUUGUCAGCACAUCCCCUUCCCUCUGCUGGCCCCCUACUCUCUGCCACUCCCCUCUCCUCUGCUGUGUCUCUCCACUCCGCACCUCCCCUCCCCUUACCCUAUGGUGCUCCCCUCCCCUUUGUUCCUCCCUUCCCCUCUGCUGCUCCCCUCCUCUGUGCUGCUCCCCUCCUCUGUGCUGCUCCCCUUCUCUGUGCUGCUCCCCUCCUCUGUGCUGCUCCCCUCCUCUGUGCUGCUCCCCUCCUCUGUGCUCCUCCCCUCUUCUCUGCUGCUCCCCUUCUCUUUGCUGCUGCCCCUCUCUCUGCUGCUCCCCUCCCCUCUGCUGUUCUCCUCUUCUCCCCUCCACUCCCCCUCGAUGCUGACCACGUUGACAAUCAUCCCGCAGCCUGUGUCGACGGCCACAUGCAAUACACGCUUGAUAACUUCCUCCAACACGUGGAACCACACUUGUUUGCAGCGUGA
Molecule: messenger RNA, 663 nt
Organism: Closterium sp. Naga37s-1
Lineage: Eukaryota; Viridiplantae; Streptophyta; Zygnematophyceae; Desmidiales; Closteriaceae
Source: the annotation of a GenBank genome assembly